AUGGAGCCACGACAAAAUGGAUUCUCUAAUCACAUCAAUGGUUUCAGUUUGUAUGAUGAUGAUAUCUUACCCAUCUUUGAUCAAAGUUCAGCCCUCACAAAUGGAUACAAAUAUAAAGACGAACCUUUAGAUCUCAGCUUCUUGGAGAUUCCUUACACUCCACCAGAUCCUAACACUGGUUCUUCAAGUGUAUCCCCAGACAUCCCUUCACAAGAGGAAUCUCCAGAUGAAUUCAACGAAUGUGUUUUCAACUUCAUAGACCAGAUUCUUGUUGAAGAAGAUGAAGAGGGGAUACAAAGCUUGUUUUGUGACCCUUUAGAACUACAAGCCACCGAAAGAUCUUUAUAUGAAGCCUUAGGUGAACAAUACCCCUCUCCUUCUCCACAACUUACAUUACCCCCAAAUCUUGAAACCUCAGAAGAGAAUGAGAAUACAAACAGCAGCACGAGUUACAGCAACUCAACUCAACCCGAUUGGCCCGGUGGUUAUACUUUUGACUCAGUAUCACCCGUUACACAAACUCAAACCCUUGAUUACCACCCGUUCAUGUCAUUCAAUGAUGUCAAUGUCAAUGGCAAUAUGAAUGAAAUGCUAAAUACACACAUGGCACAAAAUAUAUUCACAGAUACCGAAUCCAUCAAGCAGUUCAAUAAAGGUAUGGAAGAAGCUAGUAAAUUCCUACCUUCUACAAAGCCUCUAGUUAUCGAUUUGGAUCAAUACGACUUGCCUCAAGAUUCACCUCAAGAUUCAACAAAUCCACCUCCAGAAGUUGUAGUCAAGAUUGAGAAAGAUAAGACAUCAUCCAAUGGGGUAGUUAUUAGAGGAAGGAAGCAUCAUCAGUUAGAUGACAAUGGUUAUGAAGAAGAAAGAAGCAGCAAACAAUCUGCUGUUUAUGUUGAAGAAAAUGAAUUAUCCGAAAUGUUUGAUCGUGUACUUCUCGGAGCUGAUACAAACUGCAACUCCACACCAUGUUCUGAAAAAGAAAAACCACAACAAAAUGGUAAUAAUAACACCCGAAACACCAAAAAAACCCCCACAAAAACCGUUGACCUUUCUACCCUUCUAGUCAACUGUGCCCAAGCAGUCGCCGCCGGCGACCGCCGCACCGCCACCGAACAACUCCACCACAUAAAACAACACGCGUCAACUUCCGGCGAUGCUUCCCAGAGACUAGCUCACGUAUUCGCCACCGGAAUCGAAGCCCGCUUAGCUGGCACCGGGUCCCAGCUCUAUACCGUCAAAACCGCCAUGCGGAUCACAGCUACCGAAAAGCUACAAGCAUAUCAAGUCUACCUUUCAGCUUGCCCUUUCAAAAAAAUCGCGUUUACAUUCGCCAACAAAUCAAUAUACGAUGCAGCUUCAACCGCUUCAAUCAUUCAUAUAGUCGACUUCGGAAUCGCGUACGGAUUCCAAUGGCCCAUUUUCAUCAAACAUCUUUCGGAGCGACCCGGCGGGCCUCCGAAGCUCCGGAUCACCGGAAUUGAAUUCCCGCAACCGGGAUUCCGCCCGGCCGAGCGGUUAGAGGAAACCGGACGCCGGUUAUCGAACUACUGUGACCGGUUCAACGUCCCGUUUGAGUACAAUUCCAUCGCGAGCCAAAACUGGGAGACGAUUAAAAUCGAAGAGUUAAAGCUUCAAAGACAUGAAUUCGUAGCAGUCAACAGCUUGAUCCGAUUCCAUAACUUGUUAGAUGAAACGGUUUUAGUGGAUAGUCCACGAGACAAGGUUUUGAAAUUGAUACACGAUAUGAAACCUGAUAUAUUCGUUCACGCGGUGAUUAACGGGUUUUACAGUGCUCCGUUUUUCGUUACCCGUUUUAAGGAGACGCUUUUUCAUUACUCUGCUUUGUUUGAUAUGUUUGAUGCGACUAUUGAAAGGGGGAAUUACGAGAGGUUGAAUUUUGAGAAGGAGUUUUAUGGGCGUGAAGCGAUGAAUGUGAUUGCGUGUGAAGGUGGUGAACGGGUGGAAAGGCCGGAAUCGUAUAAACAGUGGCAGAUGGGAAAUGGAUAUUGCAAGGAUGGAAAGGGAGGGUGUUGUAUGCUAGUUCUUGUUGGGUACCUGCUUAAAGAUGCAAACAUUUGGAGGAGGCUUUUGGAUUAAGAGGGUGAUGAAAUUUGAUGAGAAAAGUUAAUGAGAUGUGUUUUAAGUCAUGUACCAUAUGUUGCUAUGUUUUUUGUAUGGUUAACAUCUGAUAGACGUCAGCCUAGACUCAUCGAUUUACUAAUGUAACAUAUAUAUAAAUAUGUUUUUGGUAGAAGGCUAAAG
Lactuca virosa is the source of this 2265-nucleotide messenger RNA. The record is from the annotation of a GenBank genome assembly. NCBI's taxonomy places the organism in Eukaryota, Viridiplantae, Streptophyta, Magnoliopsida, Asterales, Asteraceae.